Molecule: messenger RNA, 2540 nt
Organism: Raphanus sativus (radish)
Lineage: Eukaryota; Viridiplantae; Streptophyta; Magnoliopsida; Brassicales; Brassicaceae
Product: urea-proton symporter DUR3
Exons: 10
Coding region: 253-2376 (707 amino acids)
Biological process (GO): urea transmembrane transport
Cellular component (GO): plasma membrane
Molecular function (GO): urea transmembrane transporter activity
Source: RefSeq, a predicted model, not a curated record
UAUAUUAUCCUAAAAUUUUAAAGUUAUACAAUGUUUCUUUAAAAGUAAAAAAAGAGUUAUGAUACAAUUCUUUAAUUGAAUUUUACGAAACAUACAUUAUAUCUUUCAACCAACUCAUUCACUCCUUAGAAAUUUAAGGAGAAACAUAUUUGCUUUUCCAUUAACAACAUAAAGUAAGAAGAAGAAGAAGAAGAAGAAGAAGAAACAGCAGAAGAAGAAGAACCCUUUAAAAGAAAAAGAGCUGAAGAAGAAAUGGAGCCCAAGUGUCCUCCUUUUGACUUCCCGGAGAAAUAUUACCAUGGUGGCGGAAGCGAAUGCGAGAGGCAGAGACACUUCUUCGAAGAUUCGACGACGCUUGAUCAAGGUGUUGGCUACGCCGUUAUUCUCGGUUUUGGUGCUUUCUUUGCCGUCUUCACAUCUUUUCUGGUUUGGUUAGAAAAACGAUAUGUUGGGGCUCGACACACCUCUGAAUGGUUCAAUACAGCCGGAAGAAACGUCAAGACAGGACUUAUUGCAAGUGUUAUCGUAUCACAGUGGACAUGGGCUGCGACGAUACUGCAAAGUUCAAACGUUGCAUGGCAGUAUGGUGUUAGUGGACCAUUCUGGUACGCUAGUGGAGCCUCCAUACAGGUACUCUUGUUCGGUGUGAUGGCGAUUGAGAUAAAAAGAAAAGCUCCUAAUGCUCACACAGUCUGCGAAAUCGUGAAGGCUCGUUGGGGAACCGCAACACAUAUAGUGUUCUUGGUAUUUUGUCUGACGACAAACGUGGUAGUGACGGCAAUGCUAUUGCUUGGUGGCUCGGCCGUGGUGAAUGCCCUCACUGGAGUAAAUAUUUACGCCGCAAGCUUCCUCAUUCCUAUAGGCGUCGUUGUCUAUACUUUGGCAGGAGGACUUAAAGCUACUUUCCUCGCAAGCUAUGUUCAUUCUGUCAUAGUUCACGUGGUUUUAGUCAUCUUUGUGUAUCUGGUCUACACUUUGAGUAGUGAGCUUGGGAGUCCAUCUGUGGUCUAUGACCGGUUAAUACAUAUGUCCGCUAAGUCAAGGGUAUGCGCGGAGCCACUCUCACACGACGGACAAGCUUGCGGUCCAGUCCACGGCAACUACAGAGGCUCUUAUGUCACCAUGUUGAGCUCUGGUGGUGCUGUCUUCGGUCUCAUCAACAUUGUAGGAAACUUUGGCACUGUCUUCGUCGACAAUGGUUAUUGGGUGAGUGCUAUAGCUGCUAGACCUUCAGCAACUCACAAGGGGUAUUUACUUGGUGGACUCGUGUGGUUCGCUGUGCCAUUCUCUUUAGCAACCUCGUUAGGCCUUGGUGCACUUGCCCUCGAUUUGCCUAUAACCGCAGAUGAGGCUAAUCGAGGUCUAGUCCCGCCUGCUACUGCCAUUGCUCUCAUGGGUAAAACAGGAUCCAUGCUUCUUCUCACUAUGGUUUUCAUGGCUGUAACAUCUGCUGGUUCUUCUGAGCUAAUCGCGGUCUCAUCCCUUUUCACUUACGACAUCUACCGAACAUACAUAAACCCUAAAGCAACCGGUAAACAGAUAUUGAGAGUCUCAAGAUCCGGGGUUCUCGGAUUCGGGUGUCUAAUGGGGAUUCUUGCAGUGAUCUUGAACAAAGUUGGGGUUUCACUCGGAUGGAUGUAUCUCGCAAUGGGAGUCCUCAUCGGCUCUGCCGUUAUUCCCAUCGCUUUCAUGCUUUUGUGGAGUAAAGCUAAUGCAAUUGGUGCGAUUCUUGGGUCGAUCUCUGGCUGUCUUCUUGGGAUCAUUACUUGGUUAUCAACCGCAAAGAUACAAUACGGACGCGUUGAUCUGGUUACUACAGGGAAAAAUGCUCCGAUGUUAGCUGGUAACCUCGUUGCGAUUCUAACAGGAGGAUUGAUCCAUGCGGUGUGCAGUGUAGUCCAGCCACAGAAUUAUGAUUGGUCGACGACAAGGGAGAUCAAAUUGGUGGAAGAUGGGGCUUCAGGGGACGUAAAUGAUGUUCCUUUGGAGGAGUUAAGAGACGAGAAGCUGAAAAGAGCUAAAGCUUGGAUUGUUAGAUGGGGUCUUGUCUUCACUCUCCUCAUUGUUAUCAUCUGGCCAGUUCUCUCUCUCCCAGCCCGUGUAUUUAGCAGGGGAUAUUUCUGGUUCUGGUCAAUUGUGGCUAUAGCUUGGGGAACUAUAGGAUCAAUUGUGAUAGUUGGUUUGCCUUUGAUCGAAAGCUGGGGAACGAUCAAGAGCGUUUGUAUGGGACUGUUCACUAACGAUAGGUUAAUGGACAGGCUUGAUGACUUGAACCAUAGGUUACGCGCUUUAACCUUGGCUGUACCGGAAGCUGAAAGGAUUUAUUUGCUCGAACUCGAGAAGAUUAAGAAAACUGACGAAGAAAGAUCAGUAUGAGUAAGAAAAAUUGAUAUUUUUUUCAUUCUCCUUUUGUUUGUAUGAUUUUGCUUGCUCAUCUUUCUUGUGUGUGUAAAAUCAUAUUGGAGCUAUUUCCUAUUGUGUGUUGAUCUUCUCUGACAAGUGUAGGCAUAUUAAAUAAAUUUAAUUUUCUUCAUUUGAAA